Molecule: messenger RNA, 1342 nt
Organism: Seriola aureovittata
Lineage: Eukaryota; Metazoa; Chordata; Actinopteri; Carangiformes; Carangidae
Gene: marveld3
Product: MARVEL domain containing 3
Exons: 4
Coding region: 91-1056 (321 amino acids)
Cellular component (GO): membrane
Source: RefSeq, a predicted model, not a curated record
AGAAGGAAAUCCGACACAGGAAGUUGGUGGAUUGUUAUUUUCUCGGCACAAACGAAAAAGAGACCUAAUUUCGGACAGAAUUCAAAAAAGAUGUCUGACAGGGGAAGACACCACCAGAGGAGUGAUGUGUAUACAGACUACAAGAGCAGGGACGGUUCACACGAUGGAGACCACUCUUCAUAUGAUAGCAGAGGCCGCAACCAAAAGCCAAGAGACUUGGAUGAGAGAGGCUCUGCUGGUGACAGGCGAGCCAAACAAUACAGACAGAGGGACAUGACAACUGCCUCUUCCAGGGAGCCACCUGCUUACAAAGAUCACAACCAUGACCAUGAAGGACCCUCGAGACUGUCCAGAGAGACAUCACUGUAUCACUCUGAACGGGAGCAUUAUGAGCAGCAACACAGACAAGCGCUUUACAAUCUCAGAUACAUCUUAACCAGUAGAGGUCUGUGCCAGCUUAUGGAGCUGUUUGUGAAUCUGCUUAUCAUCAUCUGCGCUGGAGUGCCAUACAGCAACAAUGGGGGUUACCGUGAUCUGGCCAGCCUCGGUGGACUCUACUAUUAUCACUUUGGUGGGGCCAAUGCUUUCACUGGAGCUGAUGUAGACAGGGUGAAGGAGCUGGACCAGCUGUUCCAUCAGCUCAAGCGACCUCCGUACAUCUUCACCAUGGCCUGCGGUGGGGUUUUAAUGAUAUACGCCUGUGCCAUGCUUACUCUGGGGAUUUUCAGAGUCCCUUACCGCUGGCCCCCUGUGCUGCUGGGGGAGGCUCUGCUGAACUUCCUGAUCGGCCUGGGCUACAUCCCUGCACUUGCCUUCUACUUCAUUAAGGUUAAAGAAACCUACAAUAAUCCAAUCUGUGAAGAGAGAGAGCAAAUGUACAAGAGCAAAGGGCACAAGGGUUUUGACUGCCAGUUCCACGGUGCAGAUAUUGCAGGAGGUCUCUUUGGGGUGCUGGGGGUGUUUGUUUUCAUCUUUGGUGCAGUGUUAGCUGUCAGAGCUUUCAGGUCAGUGCGGGAGCUAAAGAAGCAAAGAACAAACGAGGACAGUCAUUUUUAAGAUGCCUUUUCUCUUCAACAUAUGGCAAAAGUGAGAUUGAGGAGAAGUCUCUGCCACCAGAAAACAUGGAUAGUUUUUUAUAAUUUUUUAUUAGGUGUAACUGUUUAACUUUUGUUGAAUGUGAUUGGUGAAUCAGCUUUUUUAUACACUUUUUAUGUUUUGAUUGUUUACAUUUGAUUUUGGAGAAUACUUUUUUAUUAUUAUCUCUUUUGCAGUUUAUAUACCUGUGUAUGGUGUCUGUUACAUUUUGUAUAAAUGUAUAGUUAUAUUAAACUACUCAAAUUGC